This is a messenger RNA of Scheffersomyces stipitis CBS 6054, 2863 nucleotides long. RefSeq names its product long-chain fatty acid-CoA ligase (gene FAA4). The transcript has a single exon. Bases 577 to 2676 code for a protein of 699 amino acids. NCBI's taxonomy places the organism in Eukaryota, Fungi, Ascomycota, Pichiomycetes, Serinales, Debaryomycetaceae. The record is from RefSeq and is a predicted model, not a curated record. Gene Ontology annotation, cellular component: lipid droplet; plasma membrane; endoplasmic reticulum. Gene Ontology annotation, molecular function: long-chain fatty acid-CoA ligase activity. Gene Ontology annotation, biological process: long-chain fatty acid metabolic process; long-chain fatty-acyl-CoA metabolic process.
CAAAGAAGAGCAGCGCUCGGUUGCGGUUGGUCCAGAGCCAAUUGACUAAGCACAAAACGACAAUUGCAUUGGUACGAGAAGUUCAGCCUACUGUACGAUUCAGCUUCAGACUCAUUAGCCCAGUACUGAAACGCAAUUGACAGAUCAGACUGCCGUACAAAAAGUUCACUCUGCUGGAAUUGCAAAAUCAGUGAUCUCCCUUAGCAUAGCAAAAAAAGGCACCAAAAGUCAUACAAAAAGACGGUAAUUGCCACCUGCUCUAAUUGUUUUUUCGGUGUUACAACUCACUUUCGAUUUUCGUCAAUUCACCACCAAACGGAGAUUUUGCACAAGUGUUAUUGUUUGUGAAUCUUCCCCUCCGAGAUCUCACUACUGAAGUUGCCACUGUUUCCUUAAUUAAGCACUGCGACUUUUCUGAAUCUCACUUUUCACAGCUUCACCACCUUCUUUUUUUGGGCCUCAGCUAUCUUUUUUCUGGCUCAGUCUCAUUCUGGAAGUUUCCGACUGUAUUUUUUCCCAGACAUCCUAAACACACUUGUUUCUUUCCCUUUUCCACUAGUUAAUCACCACUAAAUCAUGGCCCCUCUUACUGUGCCUGUGGGCGAAGCCAAGCCGGGCGAAACGGCCCCCAGAAGAAAGACCGCCAACAAGGCCGGUGCCAUUUUCAGACCCUCGGACUCUUCCGCUUUCACCAUGCCUGAGUUCUUCGAGGAAUGUGUCGCCAGACAAGGAAACAGAAACGCCAUGGCCUGGAGAACUUUGGUCGACACGCACGUGGAGACAAAGAAAGUCCACAAGGUCAUUGACGGCGUAGAAACGGAAGUGGACAAACAAUGGACCUACUACGAAAUGUCGCCAUACACCCACAUCACCUAUAACGACUUGUUGGCUUUGGUCAAAAACUACUCCAACGGUUUGAUUGAGUUGGGUUUAGCGCCAAACCAGCAAUCUAAGUUGUUCAUCUUUGCCUCUACUUCUCCCAAAUGGAUGCAAUCGUUCUUGGGAGCUUCUUUCCAGAACAUCUCUAUUGUCACAGCGUACGAUACGCUUGGUGAAUCCGGUUUGACCCAUUCUUUGGUUCAGACCGAAUCCGAUGCUAUCUACACGGAAAACGCCUUGUUGUCCAACUUAAUCAAGCCAUUGUCCAAAACAGACAAGGUUAAGUAUAUCAUCCAUUCUGAUCCAAUUGACCCCGAAGACAAGAGAGCUGGAGGCAGUUUGUACAAACAGGCUCAAGCUUCCAAGGACAAGAUUUUGGAAAUCCACCCAGACAUCAAGUUCAUUUCUUUUGAUGAAGUUCUAGAAUUGGGCAAAAACGCAAAGACAAAGCACGAGAAUAUGCCAAAGCCCUCGGAUUUGGCCUGUAUCAUGUACACAUCCGGUUCCACAGGAGAACCAAAGGGUGUCGUCCUUACGCAAGAAAACGUUCUUGCAGCCGUUGGAGGUAUCAGUACAGUAGCCAACAGGGAUAUGGUCAAGAACCACGACAGAGUCAUUGCCUUCUUGCCUUUGGCCCAUAUCUUUGAGUUGGCUUUCGAGUCUGUUAAUUUCUGGUGGGGUAGUGAGUUGGGCUAUGCCAACGUAAAGACUUUAACUGAUACCUCAUGUAGAAAUUGUCAGUCGGACUUGAUUGAAUUGAAGCCUACAAUUAUGGUGGGUGUUGCUGCCGUAUGGGAAUCCGUCAGAAAGGGUGUUUUGACCAAGGUCAAGCAACAGCCUGCUAUCACCCAGAAGAUUUUCUGGGCUGCUUUCAAGGGUAAGGCAGCUUUCACUCAUUUCCAUAUCCCAGGUGCUUCUCUCUUUGACGUCAUUUUCAAGAAGAUCAAGGCUGCUACCGGUGGUCAGUUGAGAUUGGUGCUUAACGGUGGUUCGCCAAUUUCCUACGAUGCGCAAGUGUUCAUCUCUACCUUAAUAGCUCCAAUGUUGUUGGGUUAUGGUUUGACUGAAACCGGAGCUAAUGCUUCGAUUGUCGAACACACCCAGUUUGAACUCGGCUCGUUGGGUACAAUUCUUGGCUCCCUCACUGCCAAGUUAAUCGACGUCCCAGAUGCUGGCUACCUUGCUAAGAACAACCAAGGUGAAAUCUUGUUGAAAGGUAAGCCAAUCACCAAGGAGUACUACAAGAACGAGAAGGAAACCGCCGAAGCUUUUACAGAAGACGGUUGGUUCAGAACUGGUGAUAUCGGUGAAUGGACUUCCAAUGGUGGCCUCAAGAUAAUCGACCGUAGAAAGAACUUGGUGAAGACCUUGAAUGGUGAAUACAUUGCGUUGGAAAAGUUGGAAUCUGUGUACAGAUCCAACCCCUUGGUGUUCAACUUGUGUGUCUACGCCGACAUCUCUAAAGUCAAGCCUAUUGCCAUUGUAGUUCCUAUCGAAGCCCAUCUUAGACUGCACCUCAUUGACGAAAAGAUCUAUACUGCCGACGAACUUAAGUCUAAGAGCUUAGCCAUCUUGUGUCACGACAUCAAGGUUGUGCAUACCGUUACUCAUUCAUUGAUUGCAACCGGUAAGGCCCAGGGCUUGAGGGGUAUCGAAUUGUUGCAAUCCGUAGUUUUGUUGGAUGAAGAAUGGACUCCUCAGAACGGAUUGGUCACUGCUGCCCAAAAGUUGCAGAGAAAGAAGAUCUUGGCCCUCUGUCAUGAUAGAGUCGAUGCUGCAUAUGCUGAAUCUGGUUAGGUAAGACACGUUUUCAGUUGAACGAAAAGUACACCAUUGAGUUUAUCUCACGGUUACGCUGCCUCCUUUUUACUAAGUUUUACUUGAUGGUAUUUAUUCGCCUUUUCACUUCAUGCCUCGCCUGAUAUAUAUGUUUUGUUAUUUUAAUCUAUUUGAUAAGUGUAAUUCUGUAUAUUAAUGGCCGAAG